Gasterosteus aculeatus aculeatus (three-spined stickleback) is the source of this 5087-nucleotide messenger RNA. NCBI's taxonomy places the organism in Eukaryota, Metazoa, Chordata, Actinopteri, Perciformes, Gasterosteidae. The record is from RefSeq and is a predicted model, not a curated record.
AAUCAAUAUAUUUUGCACUUUGUUGCAUGUUACUUUCCACCCAUAAUAAAAUAUAGAACUGAUGCAUUUAAAAAAGUGAGUUAUUGUUUUAUAUAUAUAUAUAUGUAUAUUUUAUUUUUAACAGUGUACAUUGAACGGCCCACUGUGAUUAUGUUAUUAAUACAGUCUGAGCCCGUCUCUCUUUUUAUACGUUUUAUAUCACAACAGCGCGCUCGUGUGGAAGCUCUGUGUUCAUUCAUGCGUUCCUGCCAGUUUAUAGAUCCAUCUUCCGUGUUUUUCAACCAUCUUGUUCUUUCCAUGUUUAUAAACAGAGGCUAGAGAUAAAAAAAAAAGACUAAAUCUGAGGUGGACGAACCAACUACAGUGACGACACCACAUUUUCUUGGGGAUUGAGGAGCAUUUCACAGGUUUAUCCGCGUUAUCCAAUAAAUGCACUAAUUUGUAUUUUGGUCAGUCACCCAACUUUAAGAUAAUAUUAUAUUAAUAUCAAUCAUAAUAAUAAUAAAUACCACAUUUUAUUUGUAUGGCACUUUUCAUAAUAAUCAGACACUUUACAUUAAAACCAUCAAAUAUCAAAAAGGAAAACAUACAAAUACACAAUUUUGGUCACGCAAUAAAAGCAGGGAAUAUUUAAUAACAACAUCAAAAAUGUAAUCCUGCAUGGUAUGUUUUCUCUUUCUUUUUAUAGCGUGUGAGAUUUACUCAUGUUGUUAUAUACUAUCGCGGAACCAUUUGCAUUUGCAGAUUUUCUCACAUCCGUCAUCCAGGAAAGACACGAAAGUAGAAACAUGUAAUUUAGAAUGCUACCACGGUGGUUUUAUCUACGCGAUGUUCUACUGUGCUCGACCUGCAGUUCCCUGGUGUGACGACAAUAACUGCAGCCAAUCAGCGGAGGUGCCCAGAUGUGGUGUUCAGGAAACAGAACCCUCCGCCCUCAUCCAUUCACUUUUUUAAAAAGAGUGUUUGUAAUUCCGCGCAGCUGCAGUUUGUGUAUCUUCAUCUUUAUUGUGCUUUCAAAUAUUGUUGUUGUUGUUUUUGCCUGUGAUUUAAAACGUUUCAGUGUUUAACAUACGCUAUGCAAACAUUAUUUCGUCCCAAAUAUACUAUAUGGUAGAGCUUUUUAUGUUGCAUUCCUCUGAGGAAAAUUUUCAAUAUGAUUUUGAUUUUUUGCUGUACAAAAGAAACGGAAUUAAAUGGAACAGCUGGGAAAUUAUUUCUGAUAACUAACGUGGGUGUCGUUUGAUUGCCAAGUCUACGCGGCGGUCCUGAACGCAGCACCAGUCCCGUUCCCGCGCGGACUCCAGUCCCGUUCUUGCACCGACCAGGACUCCAUGUUGUUCCGACAGCCACGGAGCGAACAAGUGCCCCGGCCGAAAACUCUCGCGUUGCAACUUUGUGUGUGCAAGAAGUAAAGUGUUUGUGCGCGUGUAUAUACAUGUGUGUGCGCGCGCGCGCGUGUUGACCCUCCGAAAGAAGAUGGCAGACUACCGGGAAGACACCGGAGCCCGAGCCCUGCUCGCUUUACAGUCGGCACCAUGCAGUCCCGUGCGCGUCGCGGUGACCUCGCACUCGUACCUCCAGUCCUCGCUCGCCCUCCUCGGCCCUCCGAUGAUGGAAGCCCGCGGCGACGCCGGACUUUUCCCCGUGCGCCUCGCCUGUCCUGCUCCGCAGGCCCUGGCCAGACUCGAGGGCCGGGACUUCGAGUUUGUGAUGCGCCAGAGGACGGUCACCGUAGGCCGGAACUCGUCUCACGGCUCCGUGGACAUCAACAUGGGUCACUCGAGCUUCAUUUCCAGGCGACACCUGCAGAUCACCUACGACGAGGCGAACGGGUUCUCCCUCCGGUGCUUGGGCAAGAACGGCGUGUUCGUUGACGGGGUGUUCCAGCGGAGAGGGGCGCCCCCGCUGUCGCUACCCAGAGAGUGUGUGUUUCGUUUUCCCAGUACGGUAAUCAAGAUCCAGUUCAUGUCCCUCCUGCUGCUGGAGGAGCACCGAGAGAAGGAGAUGGCCUCGCUCCCGCCUCGCCCGCUUCUGCCCCACAUUUCCCCCCUCAAAAUCAGCAUUCCCACAAUGCAGCAGCACGAAGAGCACAUCAGGGCGUUUGGAUCGCCGCUGCCCUCGCCCACGGGCACCCUCAGUGUUCCUAACUCCUGUCCGGCCAGUCCGCGGGGGGCAGGCUCAUCGGGGUAUCGCUAUGGACGCAACGUGACCUCUGACCUCCAGUUAGCAGCUGAAUAUGCCGCCAAGGCGGUUUCUGAGCAGAGGCGGAGCGUUGUCGAGCAGAGGGGCGGAGGGAGCGAGCAGCGGGGGGAGUCGGCUGGGGGAGACAGCCCCAAGGACGAGUCCAAGCCACCUUAUUCCUACGCGCAGCUCAUCGUCCAGGCCAUCUCUUCUGCCCCGGACAAACAGCUGACCCUCAGCGGCAUCUACGCGCACAUCACCAAACACUACCCCUACUAUCGCACCGCGGACAAGGGCUGGCAGAACUCGAUAAGGCACAACCUGUCUCUCAACCGCUACUUUCUGAAAGUGGCCCGUUCCCAGGACGAGCCCGGCAAGGGGAGCUUCUGGCGGGUGGAUUCCGCUUCUGAGAGCAAGUUGGUGGAGCAGGCCUUCAGGAAAAGACGGCAGAGGGGCGUGGCCUGCUUCAGGACGCCGUUCGGACCGCUCUCUUCGAGAACAAAGAGUGCUCCGGCGUCCCCGACCCACCAGGGACUUCUCUCUCCUCCAUCAAGCGGGCUGCAGACUCCUGAAUGUCUGAGCAGGGAGGGCUCUCCCAUCUCCCACGACCACCACGAACAGCUGGUUAACAAACUGGCGUCCGUACCGGAGUACAGGUACUCUCAGAGUGCCCCAGGCUCUCCGGUCAGCGCUCAGCACGUCAUCAUGGCAGCGCCCGCGCACCCAGCGGCGCUGCCCUCAGGGCAAGGCAAAGCCCUCGCUUUCCUUCCAGGCGGCGGCCAAGUCCAGCCCAUCCACAUGCUCCAGAACCCAACUCAGUCCUCCAUCACCAUGGUGCGGCUGGUGACCAGCGGCCCUCCGGCUUCCAACGCCCCCAAUGGCUACAGCGCCCCCCCUGCUGGAGGAACCGAGGGCCACACUGAGCUCAGAGACGCCCAGCUGACCCGAGAGCGAGUGAUCCAGACGGUGGACAGCGCGCUGCACGGCGGUGACGGGCGAAACACGGCCCACGGUUUACAUCAACUUCCUGUUCGCACUGUUACUCAGAAUGGCAAACAAACCUCUGCUGUUGCCACAGCAACCAGUCUGGCAAACGCUUCUGGCCUCAGUAGCCCGCUGCAGAUCUUGGCUGCGCAGGCUUCCAGCUCCCCUCCAGUGCUGGUGAGCAGACCGCCCAGUGCAGAAACUUUAGCGGAGCCCCUGACCAAGCGGCCGAAGAUGGAGGACGAGAGCGGGACUGCCUCCGUUCAGCAUCAGGUCACGCCUGCUCAGCAGCCUGUCAUCGUUGCCAUGACAUCACAAACCCACGACCCUCGGAAGUGAGACCCAGGGGCCUCUAACCAGGUACCCAACGGACAGCAUCCUCCUGGGCCCCUAACUGCUUCGCCUUUUAUACUAUUUGAUAUGACUGCGGCCGCCAUGGCCAAAACGAUGUACAGGCAGCCUCGAUUAAUUCGUUAAUUUGUAAGGAACACAUUUCUUUUGGUCAAAAAUAAAUACAAACUUUCAGGACUUUUUCAGCUUUACAGUCUUUUUAAUGUAAUCCAUUACUCACUGACAACACAAGUAAGGAUAUUAAGCUUAUAAGCAUAUUACAAUCAUUUCAGCACUACCGUUACUAUGUGAAUAUUGGAUAUCUUGGAUACAUGAGAUGCAUCGGUUACCGUCACUUAGGCCAAAGGACUCCUGAGUCAUUGCCUGACUGUAAAAACAGGGAACGUGUGUUCAGAGAUUUGAAAUGGCCGGCAUUUAUAGACGAUCGGAGUAGUUAUUGUGUAACUUGAGAUAGGACUGCGCUGCGUAUACCCAGACCACUGUAGAGGCGCGGGAGACUGUAAAGAAUAUGAUUGUACUCUUCAUGAGGCAACUUUUACUCAAAAGGUCUCACUUAAAAAAAGAUUUAAAAAAAGGAAAGAUAUUAAUAUUAAGACCCUGAAUGUGAGGCGUCUAGCAUUCUUGCCUUCUCUGCAAAGCACAAAUGGGAGGACAUCCAGGAAUAAGAAAUAAGUACUUUGUACGUUUCAUUAAUUCAGCUCAGUUUGGUUUAUCAGGAUGAAGCUGCUCAGAUUCAAAAGGAUCUGAGUGGUUGGACAGCAGAGGGGUAAAAAUUAAAUUAAAAAAGGCAUCUUGAGUUGAUUGAAGUGGAUCUAAUCUAAUAUAGACAAACUGAUUGUUUUAAUUUAGUUUUUGUUUCAGUAGUGGUAAAAGGAGAACAGCCUGUGCGUACGGUGUCUUUGUGUUAGCAAAGAAAAGCAUUAUUGUAAUAAUCCUUAAAGCCUUAAAGAUUUCUACUUUUUUUUUUUCUUAACCUUUUAAGUUAACACAGCGCUUUAACAGAACAUGACGGGCAACACUACAACGGGGACGGUUAUGUUGCCUCAGUUUAAUCGGGGGGGGGGGGAGGGACCAACACACGGCCGCAGAUGUCGACAGCUCUCGUCUCGAUUUCUUUCCGUGCGGUACUUCUGACACUUUUUCUACCGGACUCUUUUGCUUUCGCUCUCCCUUAAAUACCUUUUCUCCCGAUCUACCUCUCCUCAGUGAGCCGUCUCUGCAGAGGCGUCGAGCUUUUAGCGACUCUGCCCCCGAUAGACGUUCUUCUGUCCUCGCUCAGGCCUCGUUUUCAGCUCGUUAUCAGGCUCAAUUUGCGAAAGAUUUCAGUGAUUGUUGUUGCACAUUAGAAAAAUAAAAACAAAAAGAUGCGUAACGAUUGUAUGCUGCUCUAUCUGCUAAAUGACAAAGCUAUUUAGGAUAUUUUUUCUGAUUUUUAGAGAAGAGAAAUAUUUUACUAUAUGUAAAAACAGCUGUCGUCAAUACAUUCUGGAAAUAGAGAAGUAUAUGUAUUUUUAAAUGUUUCUGUGAUUUGUUCAAAUGUGUAGCACAAAUUAAAAUUCCUCAUUGACUUA